AUGGCUGCGUCUACCAAGCCGGCUAUUACAGAUUCAUAUAGAAAGCAGUGUGUUAUCGAUGAUGAGGUCGCCCUUCUCGAUGUUUUGGAUACCGCAGGCCAGGAGGAAUACAGUGCUAUGCGCGAGCAAUACAUGAGAACCGGAGAGGGCUUUUUGUUGGUCUACUCUAUUACAUCCCGCCAGAGCUUCGAGGAAAUCACCACCUUCCAGCAACAAAUCUUGCGAGUCAAAGACAAGGAUUACUUCCCCAUGGUUGUAGUAGGCAACAAGUGUGAUCUGGAAGGCGAGCGUGAAGUAACCAGGCAAGAGGGAGAGGCUUUGGCACGAUCGUUUAACUGCAAAUUCAUCGAGACUUCAGCAAAGUCGCGAAUCAAUGUUGAUAAAGCGUUCUACGAUAUCGUUAGGGAGAUCCGAAGAUACAACCGCGAAAUGCAAGGUUAUUCGACUGGCAGCGGCGGCGGAUCAGGGGUAAACGGGCCCCCCAAGCCCAUGGACAUUGAGGACGGUGAGAAGGAGGCCGGCUGCUGUGGCAAGUGUGUCAUUAUGUGA
Metarhizium acridum CQMa 102 is the source of this 549-nucleotide messenger RNA. NCBI's taxonomy places the organism in Eukaryota, Fungi, Ascomycota, Sordariomycetes, Hypocreales, Clavicipitaceae. The record is from RefSeq and is a predicted model, not a curated record.